Messenger RNA from Microthlaspi erraticum, 1383 nucleotides. The record is from the annotation of a GenBank genome assembly. NCBI's taxonomy places the organism in Eukaryota, Viridiplantae, Streptophyta, Magnoliopsida, Brassicales, Brassicaceae.
AUGGCGAAGACUGGUGUUUUCGAUUCGGAUCCGACGGCGAUUGCGAAGGCCAAGGAAUUGAAACGCGAGAUGCAGAAACUGCUUACGAACAUCGACGAAGAGGGUGAUUUGAGCGUUCAGACAAUCGAUCGGUUGCAGGAGGCUCUGUCUGCGAUGAAACAUGCGACGAUGAGGAAGAUGGCGAAUUCUUCAUCUUCUCUGGAGAUGCUCGAGACAGUGUCUUGUCCUGAGGAGUUUCGCUGUCCUCUCUCCAACGAGCUCAUGCGGGAUCCCGUCGUCUUGGCUUCUGGUCAGACAUACGAGAAGUUGUUCAUCCAGAAAUGGUUGAGCGCAGGGAACAGAACAUGUCCCAAGACUCAGCAAGUUCUGCCUCACGCAGGUUUAACUCCAAAUCUCUUAAUCCGUGACAUGAUCUCAAAAUGGUGCAAGAAGAUUGGGAUAGAGCCGACGAACAAUCAUCAUUCCAACCUUGUCAAUAAAGAAGCUGUCACAAGAUCAGAUCGUGAGGUUUUCAAUUCCUUGCUCUGUAAGGUCUCUUCUUCCAACCUUCAAGAUCAAAAAUCAGCUGCUAAAGAGAUAAGACUUCUGACCAAGAAAGGACCGGACUUUCGAGCUCUCUUCGGCGAGUCUUCAGAUGGAAUCACCCGCUUAGUGAACCCGUUGUUACACGGGUCAAACCCGGACGAGCACAUUCAAGAAGAUGUGGUCACAGCAUUGUUGAACAUAUCCAUACACGAUGACAGCAACAAGAAGCUCGUCUGCGAAAACCCUAACGUGAUUCCUCUCCUGAUCGAUGCAUUGAGGCGCGGAACAGUAGCCACGAGAAGCAAUGCAGCUGCUGCGAUCUUCACUCUCUCGGCGCUGGAUUCGAACAAAGUACUUAUAGGGAAAUCCGGAAUCUUGAAACCGCUUAUUGAUCUCCUUGAUGAAGGGAAUCCAUUGGCUAUUAAGGAUGUAGCUGCAGCGAUCUUUACUCUGUGUAUUGCUCAUGAGAACAGGAGUAGAGCCGUGAAGGACGGUGCUGUUAGGAUUUUAGGGAAGAAGAUCUCAAAUGGGAUGUAUGUGGAUGAGCUUUUGGCGAUAUUGGCAAUGCUUGUUACUCACUGGAAGGCUGUGGAAGAGUUGGGUGACCUCGGUGGGGUUACUUGGUUGCUGAAGAUUACUCGAGAGAGCGAGUGCAAACGAAACAAAGAGAACGCGAUUGUGAUACUGCACACUAUAUGUUUCAGCGACAGGACAAAGUGGAAGGAGAUCAAAGAAGAGGAGAGUAGUCAUGGAACGAUAUCAAAGCUUGCGCGGGAAGGAACUUCUAGGGCACAGAGGAAAGCGAAUGGGAUUUUGGAUAGGCUGAGAAAAGCUAUGAAUCUUACUCACACAGCCUGA